Messenger RNA from Medioppia subpectinata, 948 nucleotides. Lineage: Eukaryota; Metazoa; Arthropoda; Arachnida; Sarcoptiformes; Oppiidae. The record is from the annotation of a GenBank genome assembly.
AUGUUUGCAAACAAUACGACCAAAAGGAAAGACCUGUUCAUCACGAGUAAAGUGUGGAGUACUUUCCACAAGCGGUCAGCAGUGGUCGAGGCAUUAAAGCUAUCACUCAAUAAUCUGGGUCUCGACUAUUUAGAUCUGGCACUAAUUCAUUGGCCGAUUGCACUCAAGUCGGGCACCGGAUAUCUCUGGCCAUUAGAUGAAAACAAUAUGACUUUAGACGAAGACAUAAGUGUUGUCGAGACGUGGAAAGGCAUGGAAGACGCCUAUCGACUCGGUUUGGCUAAAAGUAUUGGCGUUUCUAACUUUAAUUCCGAGCAAUUGUCUCGUGUAUUAAAGCAUUCAUUUAUUAAACCGGUUGUCAAUCAGUUUGAAACACAUCCCUAUCUAUCGCAAGAAAAAUUGGUUCAAUUCUGUCAUAACAAUAGCAUUCAAGUUAUCGCUUACUGUCCCAUAGGAAAGGCAGACAAGGGUUUACUUAAUGAACCGAUUCUGACAACUAUUGCGGCCAAGAAUAACAAGACUGUCCCACAGUUGGCUCAUUCAGAGAGACAUUAUUUACAAAUCCCAUCAGUAAAUCUGGUGGACGGCCACAAAAUUCCGACCAUAGGUUUGGGUACAUAUGAUCUGACUAAUCAACAGGAAGUGAUGGACCGGAUUUUGAACGACGCCUACGAUCUCGGCUACAGACAUAUCGACACCGCAUAUGUCUACCAGAAUGAAGAGCUCAUCGGCAGAAGUUUGGCCAAAAUGUUUGCCGCGAAUAAGACUAGAAGAGAGGACUUGUUUAUCACAAGCAAAGUGUGGAAUGUGUUUCAUAAGCGCUCGCAAGUCGUUGAGGCCAUGAAGUUAUCGUUGAAUAUGUUAGGCGUCGACUACUUGGACCUGUCGUUAGUCCACUGGCCGCUGGCCUUCAGAAGCGGAACCGGAUUUUUGCGGCCUUUGGAUGAG